GUUUCCACUUAUGAUUACAGACAAAGGAUGUUGCACAUAUUUGGGAACUUGGAGGUGGUACAUUUCUGUCUGAGCUCGUAGAGGUACCCAUAAAAGAAGACAAUAUUCUCUCUUCAUCAAUUAUGCUGGUUCUAGAUCUCUCUCAUCCUCAUGAACUGUGGGUAACCAUGGAGGUUCUUCUUAAAGCUGCACGUAAAAGAAUUGAAAACGUCAUGACUAAACUGUUAACUGCUUGUCCAGACGUUCAAGAAGAAAUCAUGACUAGAUCAAGGGAACGAUUUGGGGAUCAUCCUGACCUGGAGAUGAUUGAUCCAUUUCUGUUACCUUUAGUCAUUGUGGGCAUGAAGUAUGAUGUUUUCCAGGAUUUUGACUCGGAGAAACGGAAGAUAAUCGGUAGAACAUUAAGAUUUGUUGCACACCAUUAUGGAGCUUCUUUACAGUUUUGCAGCACUAAACAUGAAGGCUUGAUGAAUCGCACUAAGGCGUAUGUUGGACAUUUGGUUUUUGGAGCACCCUUGUCAGUUACCUCCAAAAUGUUAAAUUUUGACCAUGGAAAACCGCUGAUGAUUCCGUUUGGCAUGGAUUCUUUGGAACAAAUCGGUUUACCUCCUGUGUCUGAAGGCGAUGUUGGUAAUCUUGAUGCAGCGACACCAAUGGACCUUUGGAAGCUAGCAUACACAUCUUUCUUUCCACAGCAGAGUGUUGGAGGCAAGAUGUCAAUUGACAACACAGGUAGAGAUACACAGUUCAAGGAACAAGCUGUGGAUAUGAUGCGAGAACAGAAAGAUAAAGUAAGUCAAUUUCAUCAAAUGUAAUCACAAAAUAAACUC
Molecule: messenger RNA, 830 nt
Organism: Patiria miniata (bat star)
Lineage: Eukaryota; Metazoa; Echinodermata; Asteroidea; Valvatida; Asterinidae
Product: cytoplasmic dynein 2 light intermediate chain 1-like
Exons: 8
Coding region: 123-815 (230 amino acids)
Biological process (GO): intraciliary transport involved in cilium assembly; intraciliary retrograde transport
Cellular component (GO): cytoplasmic dynein complex; ciliary basal body; axoneme
Molecular function (GO): dynein heavy chain binding
Source: RefSeq, a predicted model, not a curated record